Molecule: messenger RNA, 8076 nt
Organism: Camelus dromedarius (Arabian camel)
Lineage: Eukaryota; Metazoa; Chordata; Mammalia; Artiodactyla; Camelidae
Gene: GREB1
Product: growth regulating estrogen receptor binding 1
Exons: 33
Coding region: 604-6456 (1950 amino acids)
Biological process (GO): multicellular organism development
Source: RefSeq, a predicted model, not a curated record
UGCCCGGUCCCCGUGGCGAAGCCCGUGCUCUUCCCUGACCCUUUGUUUUCUGCGCAAGAGGACGUGGUUCCGUGCCAAGUACAAAACUCGCAUGUUUGAAAAGGCUCGGUUUAACUGCCGGUGGUUAGACUGACAGACUGGUAUGUACCUGCAUAAAGAGCACUGUGACCCAGCAAAAUACUUCAGUGCGAAGGAGACGGAAAACUGUGGCAUUUGCCAUCUGACCCAGUGGGAGCCUGGGGCAGAUGGAGCGCAACUUGGAAAGUCUGCUGCUGGGAUUUUUUUUUUUUUUCCCUGAUUGUUGUUGUAGCCCUGGGAGCAGAUACUGCCUUUGAAACCUUUCCCCUGGCUGGCUUGGCUGCCUCUGCCUCCCCAGGCAGGGGCUGGGGAGCCAGGGUGUCAGGUCGACCGAGCAGUUGGCACUGUUCUCUGGGGCAUUAAGGGCUCCCCGUGCGAUCAAAGGCACAGCCCCGGAGGCGGGAGCCUCAGCCAGCGCUCCCCCUCCGCUGGGCUCAGCCUGCUCCUGGCCGGUUGAUUCCUGGGCUGCCUGAAAUCCUGAAAUGACCGGCUUCUCAUAAGAAGGCUCCUUCUUCUCUUCUGGAGAUGGGGAACUCUUACGCUGGACAGCUGAAGACGACGCGGUUUGAAGAGGUCUUGCACAACUCCAUCGAGGCCUCCCUGCGCUCCAACAGCCUGGUGCCCAGGCCCGUCUUCUCCCAGUUGUACCUGGAAGCGGAGCAGCAGCUCUCUGCUCUGGAAGGUGGUAGCCGAGUGGACAAUGAGGAAGAGGAAGAGGAGGGAGAAGGGGGAUCGGAGCAGAACUGUCCCCCGACUCUCUACCAGAUGCACCCCCCGCCCGAAGGAUGCUGCAUCACAGAUGGGUUCUGCCAGGCAGGAAGGGACCUGCGUCUUGUCUCCAUCUCCAACGAGCCCAUCGACGUCCCUGCGGGCUUCCUCCUCGUGGGGGCCAAGUCCCCCAGCCUGCCAGACCAUCUCCUGGUGUGUGCCGUCGACAAGAGGUUCUUGCCGGAUGACAACGGGCACAACGCCCUUCUCGGUUUCUCUGGGAAUUGUGUUGGCUGCGGCAAGAAAGGCUUCUGUUACUUCACGGAGUUCUCCAAUCACAUCAAUCUGAAGGUGACCACGCAGCCCAAGAAGCAGAAACACCUGAAGUAUUACCUGAUCCGCAAUGCACAGGGGGCUCUGACCAAAGGGCCUCUCAUUUGCUGGAAAGGCUCAGAUUUCAGAAGCCGGCAGACAUCCGCUGGAGCAUGUUCCAGCUCUUUGUUCCCUCUGCUGGAGAGCUCCGGGCCCCCGGCUCCCUUCCCCAGUGAGCCUGUUCCUGGGACCAACCCGAGCGCCCCGCUGGGAGCAGCGCAGGCAGGACCAGCCUCUGAUCACCCCUCACUCACCGCAGCAAUGGGUCUGGCUGUUUUCAACGGCAAAGAUUCCCCGAAGCAUCAGCCGCUGGUGAAGAACAACCUGUCUGCCGGGCCACGCCCCUCGGCAUUAGGUAUCUUAUCCAACUCUGGGCCCCCCAAAAAGCGCCACAAAGGGUGGUCUCCAGAAUCUCCAUCAGCUGCAGACGGCGGCUACCCCCAGGGUGGUGGGAACAGAGCUAAGUAUGAGAAUGCAGGCGUGACCUGCAUGCCCCAGGUUGGCUUGGUGGGACCGGCCUCAGUCACCUUUCCCGUCGUGGCCUCCGGAGAACCAGUGUCUGUUCCUGACAACUUGCUGAAAAUAUGCAAGGCCAAGCCGGUGAUCUUUAAAGGUCACGGCAACUUCCCGUACCUCUGUGGGAACCUGAAUGACGUGGUCGUGAGCCCUCUCCUGUACACGUGCUACCAGAACUCCCAGUCCAUCUCCAGGGCAUAUGAACAACACGGGGCCUCCACCAUCCAGCCCAUCUCAGAGGAGAUGCAGCUCCUGCUCACCGUCUACUAUCUUGUCCAGCUGGCGGCCGACCAGGUGCCCCUGAUGGAGGACCUGGAGCAGAUCUUCCUGCGCUCCUGGCGCGAGUCGCACCUGACGGAGAUCCGGCAGUACCAGCAGGCGCCGCCGCAGCCCUUCCCGCCGGCGCCCAGCGCCGUGGCCCCGGUCACCUCGGCGCAGCUGCCCUGGCUGGCCGGCCUGGCCGCCAGCUCCUGCAACGACAGCGUGCACAUCAUCGAGUGCACCUACUCCCUGGCCGAAGGCCUGUCCGAGAUGUUCCGGCUGCUCGUCGAGGGCAAGCUGGCCAAGACCAACUAUGUGGUGAUCAUCUGCGCCUGCCGGAACGCCACCAUCGACUCCUGCAUCGCUGUCACCGGAAAAUACCAAGCCCGGAUUCUCUCUGAGAGCCUUCUCACCCCAGCCGAAUACCAGAAAGAAGUCAAUUACGAGCUGGUUACGGGCAAAGUGGACUCACUGGGAGCCUUUUUCAGCACCCUCUGUCCAGAGGGCGACAUUGACAUUUUGCUGGACAAAUUUCAUCAGGAAAAUCAAGGCCACAUUUCUUCCUCACUUACUGCCGCCUCUGUCACCAAAUCAGCAUCCCUGGAUGUUGCCGGGACACCAGUGUGCACAAGUUACCAUCUGGAGCCUCACCACAUCCGGCCCUUCCAGCUGGCCGUGGCCCAGAAGCUCCUCUCCCACGUGUGUUCAAUUGCGGAUUCCAGCACCCAAAACCUGGACUUGGGGUCUUUCGAGAAGGUGGACUUUCUGAUUUGUAUUCCGCCCUCCGAAGUGACCUACCAGCAGACUCUGCUCCAUGUCUGGCAUUCAGGGGUUUUACUGGAGCUGGGCUUGGAAGAGGAGCACAUGACCAAGCAGAGGGCUGAGCAGUACGUUCUGAAGCUCGAUGCCGAGGCGCAGACAAAAUUUAAGGCCUUUCUGCAAAACUCCUUUCAGAACCCACACACGCUCUUCGUCCUCAUCCACGACCACGCCCACUGGGAUCUUGUGAGUAGCACCGUUCAUAAUCUCUAUUCCCAAAGUGACCCGUCCGUGGGGCUGGUGGACAGAUUGCUCAACUGCAGGGAGGUGAAGGAGGCCCCCAACAUCGUCACCCUCCACGUGACUUCCUUCCCUUAUGCGCUGCAGACGCAGCACACCCUCAUCAGCCCUUACAACGAGAUCCACUGGCCAGCCUCCUACAGUAACGGAGUAGAGCUGUAUCAUGAGAAUAAGAGGUACUUCGGGCUGUCCGAGUUCAUCGAGUCCACCCUCUCAGGACAUAGCCUCCCCUUGCUCAGAUACGACAGCUCCUUUGAGGCCAUGGUCACCGCCUUGGGAAAAAGGUUUCCCCGCCUGCACAGCGCGGUGAUCAGGACCUUUGUUCUCGUGCAGCACUACGCGGCCGCUAUGAUGGCCGUGCGCGGCCUCUCACAGAUGAAGAACUACACGUCAGUGGAGACGCUGGAGAUCACGCAGAACCUCAUCAACUCCCCGAAGCAGUGCCCCUGCGGCCACGGGCUCAUGGUCCUGCUGCGGGUGCCCUGCUCGCCGCUGGCCGCCGUGGCCUACGAGCGGCUGGCCCACGUGCGGGCGCGUCUGGCCCUGGAGGAGCACUUUGAGAUCAUCCUGGGCAACCCCAGCUCUGGCAUCACUGUCGGGAAGCACUUCUUAAAGCAGCUCAAGAUGUGGCAGAAAAUUGAGGAUGCGGAGUGGAGGCCUCAGACGUACUUGGAGCUGGAGGGCCUGCCUUGCAUCCUCAUCUUCAGUGGGAUGGACCCACACGGGGAGUCCUUGCCCAGGUCUCUGAGGUACUGUGACCUGCGGCUGAUAAACUCCUCCUGCCUGGUGAGGACAGCCCUGGAGCAGGAGCUGGGCCUGGCCGCCUACUUUGUGAGCAACGAGGCUCCACUGGAGAAGGGGGCCCGGAACGAGGCCUUGGAGAGCGACGCGGAGAAGCUGAGCGGCACGGACGAGGACGAGGAACUGGUGACCGAAGGCUCCGCCUUGGAGAAGAGGAGCCCCGUGAAGAGAGAACGGUCCUGCUCCCACGACUCGGUGUCCUCAUCCAUCUCCUCUAAGGCGUCUAGCUCUGCGCUCUGCGGUGAUUCCUCAGCACCCCCAGCGGGGCCCUCGCAGGGGGAGCAGGCCCGAUCCCCGCCGCCCGGCGGCCCCACAGAGGAGGGCAGGGCCCCCGGUGAGAGACAGAGGCUCCGGGCCGGGUGGGAGCCGCCCGCCGUCAUCAGCCGGCACAGCCCCGGGCUGGCCCCCCCGCCGGACCCCAGCCUCAGGACCUGCCGGCGGAGCAUCCGGAGGUCGGCCCCCUCGUCCUCCUCCCAGCUCUCCUCCUCGGGCUCGUCCUCCUCGUCCAUGGUGCCUGCCGCCGGGCCGCUUGUCCUGCAGGCCUCCCAGUGCUCCAUGACCAAGGCCUGCCGGCAGCCGCCCAUAGUCUUCCUGCCCAAGCUGGUGUACGACAUGGUCACGGCCACCGACAGCAGCGGCCUGCCCAAGGCCGCCUCGCUCCUGCCCUCGCACUCGGUCGUGUGGGCCAGCUCGUUCCGGCCGCUGCUCAGCAAGACGAUGACGUCCACAGAGCAGUCCCUGUACUACCGGCAGUGGACGGUGCCCCGGCCCAGCCACAUGGACUACGGCAACCGCGCCGAGGGCCGCGUGGACGGCUUCCACCCGCGCCGCCUGCUGCUCAGCGGGCCCCCCCAGAUUGGGAAAACAGGCGCCUACCUGCAGUUCCUCAGCAUCCUGUCCAGAAUGCUCAUUCGGCUGACGGAAGUGGAUGUUUAUGACGAAGAAGAGAUCAAUAUCAACCUCACAGAAGAGUCAGAGUGGCAUUACCUCCAGCUCGGUGACCCCUGGCCAGACCUGGAGCUCUUCAAGAAGCUGCCUUUUGACUACAUCAUCCACGACCCGAAGUACGAGGACGCCAGUCUGAUUUGUUCUCACCAUCAGAGCAUAAAGAGCGAAGACAGAGGGAUGUACCGGAAGCCGGAGGACCUGUACGUGCGGCGUCAGACGGCGCGGAUGAGGCUGUCCAAGUAUGCGGCGUACAACACAUACCACCACUGCGAGCAGUGCCACCAGUACAUGGGAUUCCACCCCCGCUACCAGCUCUAUGAGUCCACCCUGCACGCCUUUGCCUUCUCUUACUCCAUGCUAGGAGAGGAGAUCCAACUCCACUUCAUCAUCCCCAAGUCCAAGGAGCACCACUUUGUCUUCAGCCAACCUGGAGGCCAGCUGGAGAGCAUGCGGCUGCCCCUCGUCACCGACAAGAGUCACGAAUACAUAAAAAGUCCAACGUUCACUCCAACCACCGGCCGACAUGAACACGGGCUCUUUAACCUGUACCACGCGAUGGAUGGCGCCAGCCACUUGCAUGUGCUGGUGGUCAAGGAGUAUGAGAUGGCCAUUUACAAGAAGUACUGGCCCAACCACAUCAUGCUGGUGCUCCCCAGUAUCUUCAACAGCGCCGGAGUUGGCGCCGCCCAUUUCCUGAUCAAGGAGCUGUCUUACCACAACCUGGAGCUGGAGCGGAACCGGCAGGAGGAGCUGGGGGUCAAGCCGCAGGACAUCUGGCCUUUCAUCGUGAUUUCAGACGACUCCUGCGUGAUGUGGAACGUGGUGGACAUCGACUGUGGUGGGGAGAGGAGCAGGGAAUUUUCCUGGUCAGAAAGAAACGUCUCCCUGAAGCACAUCAUGCAGCACAUCGAGGCUUCCCCCAACAUCACCCACUACGCCCUUAUCGGCAUGCGGAAGUGGUCCAGCAAGACCGGAAGCCGUGAGGUGCAAGAGCCCUUCUCCCGCUGCCACGUGCACGACUUCAUCGUCCUGAACGUGGACUUGACCCAGAACGUGCAGUACAACCAGAACCGGUUCACGUGUGACGACGUGGACUUCAACCUGCGGGUGCACAGCGCCGGCCUCCUGCUCUGCCGGUUCAACCGCUUCAGUGUGAUGAAGAAGCAGAUCGCAGUGGGCGGGCACAGGUCCUUCCACAUCACGUCCAAGGUGUCUGACAACCCCAUGGCCAUCAUGCCUGCCCAGUACAUCUGCGCCCCCGACAGCAAGCACACAUUCCUGGCGGCCCCCGCGCAGCUCCUGCUCGAGAAAUUCCUCCAGCAUCACAGCCACCGCUUUUUCCCGCUGUCCCUCAAGAAUCACGGCCACCCCGUGCUGUCCGUUGACUGCUACCUUAACCUGGGGUCUCAGAUCUCUGUGUGUUAUGUGAGCUCCAGGCCCCACUCUUUAAAUGUCAGCUGCUCUGACCUCAAGUUUAGUGGACUCCUGCUGUACCUCUGUGACUCUUUUGUGGGAGCUAGCUUUUUGAAAAAGUUUCAUUUUCUGAAAGGUGCGACCUUGUGUGUGAUCUGUCAGGACCGGAACUCACUCCGCCAGACAGUUGUCCGCCUGGAGCUGGAGGAUGAGUGGCAGUUCCGGCUGCGAGAUGAAUUCCAGACUGCCAAUGCGAAGGAGGACCGGCCGCUAUUUUUUCUGACUGGGAGACACAUCUGAGGGAGACACGCCUGAGAGCGGCGCCCUCAGAACCUCACCCUGCUGAGGCUAAAGGAAGAAUUCGAACCAUGGGGUGUCUGGACCGGGACAGGCCCCCAAGACUGUUGGCAACCCCCUCAUGGUACGGGGAACAGGGCCCAGAGAUGGAUGGAGACUUACCAAGAGUGAUGGGAUAAGUGGAUGGUCAACGGGAACUCAAACCCAAGACUCCUAGGUUCUGGGCCAGACCCCAUUGCCCUGGGCUCCGUCAAAGUCCAUCUCAAGAACAAAGCUUUGCCUACCAUCACCUCAUCCAUUCGCUUCCGUGGACACACUUGACUUUGCUCUUAGUUCUGAAGGGUCACUCUUGGAUUAUCUUGUAGAGGUGCCAGCAUUUCGGAUGAUGGAUAGAUUUUGGCUACGUAUGUUUCCCUAUACCCUCCUACAAAGCAAUAUUCCAAAAGAACAUUUUAACUGUGAAGGCUGGAGACAAGAAAAAACGAAGUAGGUCAUUUAAUAAGAAUAUGUAAGUUUGCUCUUUUAGAAGCUAGCCCAAAGGCAUCAAGUUUAAUAAAGUAAAACAAAUAGUUUCCCUUCAAAGCAAACGCGAUCCUAUUAAAACAGCACAGGGUAAAUACCCUGCCUCUUAGAAAGGGCAAAAGUGAAAAGAAACUUUUUUUUAUUAAACUAAAAGGGUUUCAGGAAGGAAAUUAGGGUUGCAGAGGUUGAUCUUAAGAUACAGAACUUGCCUUACAAAGGAAAGAGGACCAGAUGGCUUACUUGAAACAAACAGUGAAAACAACCAAAGUGAUAUAUACAAUAGUUGAAAAGAAUUAGACUUCUGACUCUAAUUUACUGAAUCUCCGUUUUCAGUUCCUUAAAUAGCUUGUCUUCUCCUAUGAAUGCUUGGUCCCUGACUGGAGAGGCAGGGGGACAGACAGGGCAGCAGGGAUGCUCCCUGACGCUCACACUCUCACUUGCUUUCCAGAAUGUUUUUCAAAGCCAGCGUAUUAGAGCGCCCCCUAUAGGCCGGGCCAGGUGCUUUCACAGUUAAGCUCUCGCUUCACCCUUCCAACAGCCUGUGUAGGUGGACUCAUUCUCCCUGUUUGAAAGAUGAGACGGUUGAGAUGCAGAGUGCACCUCACGAAGAUCACACAGCUGGAGAGAAGCAGAAGCAGAGUCCUGGAUCUGGACUCCAGGGCCCCUCUGCCCCCUGCACCGCACUGCUGUGGAAUGGCCCGUGACCAAAGGAAAAGUUUAAAGAUACUCAGAAAUGAAUCAGCAGAAUGCACUCUUAUCCAUCCAUCUCACAAGCACUCUAAUGGAUCACCAUCCAAGAAGAAAUUACUUUAAAAGAUGAUGCCAAAGAAUUCAUAUCGAUCUUUUCUUCCCUAAGAAAAAAAAAGAAAAGUUCAUGAGUAUAAAAGAUUUAGAUCAAUGUUUAUAAAGUGAUCACUUUGUAUAUGUCCUUAUUCCUAUUUUGGAAUAAAAACUUACCUCCUUUAGUUCUAUUUGUCUUUUGUAAAUAGCAGCUUCUGGGCUGCUCUUCCCAUUUUAUUAGUUAAUUUAAACUUGAAACAAAAAACCGAACCAAUAUUCUUGUCUGUUCCAGCCUUAUAAAUAAAAUUUAUGAUGCAUUUA